This is a messenger RNA of Gopherus flavomarginatus (Mexican gopher tortoise), 1431 nucleotides long. RefSeq names its product transcription factor AP-2 delta (gene TFAP2D). Gene Ontology annotation, cellular component: nucleus. Lineage: Eukaryota; Metazoa; Chordata; Testudines; Testudinidae. Bases 33 to 1391 code for a protein of 452 amino acids. Gene Ontology annotation, biological process: regulation of cell population proliferation; anatomical structure development; regulation of transcription by RNA polymerase II. The record is from RefSeq and is a predicted model, not a curated record. Gene Ontology annotation, molecular function: DNA-binding transcription factor activity, RNA polymerase II-specific; RNA polymerase II transcription regulatory region sequence-specific DNA binding. The transcript is spliced from 8 exons.
UUUAUCCUGAGCCUUUUUUCGGAGAACCCAAAAUGUCAACUACAUUUCCAGGACUAGUCCACGAAGCAGAGAUACGUCACGACGGAUCAAACAGCUAUCGUUUGAUGCAGCUUGGAUGUCUGGAGUCUGUGGCCAACUCAACUGUCGCCUAUUCCUCCUCUUCGCCUCUAACUUACUCCACCACCGGCACUGAGUUUGCUUCCCCAUAUUUCUCCACUAAUCACCAGUACACACCACUUCAUCACCAGUCCUUCCACUACGAGUUCCAACACGGGCACCCGGCAGUCAACCCUGACGCUUACUCCUUGAAUUCUCUCCACCACUCGCAGCAAUACUACCAGCAGAUCCACCAUGGGGAACCCACCGAUUUUAUUAACCUGCACAACGCCCGGGCUCUCAAAUCCUCUUGCUUGGACGAGCAGAGGAGAGAGCUGGGAUGUUUAGAUGCUUACCGGCGCCACGACCUGUCUCUUAUGAGCCAUGGGUCCCAAUAUGGGAUGCAUCCCGAUCAAAGACUCCUGCCAGGACCAAGCCUCGGGCUUGCAGCCUCGGGGACAGACGAUUUGCAGGGGUCGGUGGAGGCCCAAUGUGGGCUAGUACUGAACAGCCAAGGUGGGGUGAUAAGGAGAGGUGGUACCUGUGUUGUUAACCCCACAGAUCUUUUUUGCUCUGUACCCGGGCGCUUAUCUCUACUCAGCUCCACUUCUAAAUACAAAGUGACCAUUGCAGAGGUGAAGAGGCGCCUCUCUCCACCCGAAUGCCUCAAUGCUUCGCUCUUGGGAGGCAUUUUGAGAAGAGCAAAAUCCAAGAAUGGGGGGCGCUGUUUGCGAGAAAAAUUGGACAGACUGGGACUGAAUUUGCCUGCAGGAAGAAGGAAAGCAGCAAAUGUCACCCUUCUGACUUCCCUGGUUGAAGGGGAAGCCUUACAUUUGGCCAGGGAUUUUGGCUACACCUGCGAAACAGAGUUCCCGGCCAAGGCAGUAGGAGAACAUCUUGCCAGACAACAUAUGGAACAGAAAGAACAGACAGCGAGGAAAAAGAUGAUCCUAGCAACAAAACAAAUAUGUAAAGAAUUCCAGGACCUAUUGAGUCAAGACAGAUCGCCCCUUGGAUCCUCAAGACCAACUCCAAUAUUAGACCUCGACAUCCAGAGACAUUUAACACACUUCAGUUUGAUCACUCAUGGCUUUGGAACUCCUGCAAUAUGUGCUGCCCUCAGCACUUUCCAAACUGUUCUCAGCGAAAUGCUGAACUACUUGGAAAAACACACAUCGCACAAAACCGGAGGAGCCGCAGAAUCUGGCCAAGGACACGCCAACUCGGAGAAAGCCCCCCUGAGGAAAACUUCAGAAGCUGCUGUGAAAGAGGGCAAAACAGAAAAGACAGACUAGCUACAUCAAACAGAAUCUAUUUCCAGAGAGUCUUGCUGCU